Molecule: messenger RNA, 1589 nt
Organism: Baudoinia panamericana UAMH 10762
Lineage: Eukaryota; Fungi; Ascomycota; Dothideomycetes; Mycosphaerellales; Teratosphaeriaceae
Exons: 2
Coding region: 124-1404 (426 amino acids)
Biological process (GO): telomere maintenance via telomere lengthening
Molecular function (GO): protein homodimerization activity; double-stranded telomeric DNA binding
Source: RefSeq, a predicted model, not a curated record
AUGAGACAGGCACGGCUAUCCUCGCCAACGCAACAAGCAUUGGCAUUGUUUGCAGGCAUGCUGUUGCUUCUUCGUGCGAUUUCGUGCCGCACAAGCCGAUCUUCCGUUUGCUACUGCUUCUAGAUGGCAUUGUCUUGGGAUGCUGACGACGUCGAUCAGGCCACCCAGCUAAUCCACACAAUCGCUCGGGCUAGCUAUCCACAGAUCCAGGACAUCAUUGGCACGAGGGAGAGCGAAGAUGGCCAGGCAUACAACGCGCUGAAGAAUCUCUUCGACCAGACGCGCAAGGUGUACAGCCGCGACACUCCGUUUAUCGAUGCGAUUGCAAUUCAGAUGUUCCAGCCAAGCCAACAGGAAGUCAUCCGCAAAGCCAACAUUGCCACCUUGAUCUCCAGCAUCCUCGGCGCUCACGACGUCAGCUUCUUUCACCUUAAUGAAUUCUUCAUGGAGACUUUCGUUCCGCUAAGUCAUCGUUUACUUAAAUGGCAGGGCGCAAUAUUUCUUGAGCUGAAGACGCAGACAUACAUCUCCGCCCUGAUGAAUAGCAGCGACGGCACCCCAGACGCAAUGCUCGACGAGCUAUUCCCACAUGAUAUGGACGCACUUAUACUUACACGACAUCCGGAUGCACCGAGCUUGUCGCCUAGUGAGCAAGACUUCAUCGACCGGAGUAAGGCGCGGAAACACUACCUAUUGGAAGAAGGUGCCUCGGAGGAGGCAGUUCGUGAUUUACCGAAGAAGUAUCAGUGGAGCGAAUUUGUGCGGGAGUUUGCGUCGUGCAUCAGUAAGAAUGUAGAUGGCAUACUCAACGUGUCUACGUCACGCACGCAAGCUGGUGCCGGUAUUGACCGGCGAGGAACAUUAGCGGGUAGAGAAGCAAACGGUCUAGCGAAUGUACCCGCUGUUGAUGGCCUGGACGUGCCGACCCUACCUCCGCUGCUACAGCACACCAGCUCAGGCGAUAAGCGGCUCAAUGCACCUUCAACGACCGUCCGACAACCGUGGACAAAGGCCGAAGAAGCCGCGCUUAUAACCGGUCUGGACAAGGUGAAUGGCCCGCACUGGUCGCAGAUCCUAGCGCUGUACGGUCGUGGCGGUUCCGAGAGUGAGGUUCUCAAAGAUCGGAAUCAGGUGCAGCUGAAGGAUAAAGCGCGCAAUCUCAAGCUGUGGUACCUCAAGAUGGGCAAAGAAGUGCCCUUGCAGCUAAGGUCAGUCACUGGUGAGCUGCGGAAGCGUGGCGGUGCACGGGCGAGAGCUGCGCUUGGCUUGAUAGAUGAGCGACCAUCCCAGGAUGGUGGUGCUGAGGAGGAGGAUGCUGAUGCAGAGAACGCAGACGACGGAGACGAGGCUGAGGUGCAACAUGCUCCUAGGUCUUCAAGGAGAAAGAAGCAGGGUAGAAAGUGAGCUCAAGACUAAUCCGCAAUCGCAGCUCGCCCACUUACGUGCGCUGUCCAAACUCGAGCCUGACUACCGCCGCCAGGUAGGAUUGAGGUACGGGCAAAGUUACUAUCUAAGCAGACUUACCCGUAAGCGUGCACACAGUACUGGAGCACUGUGAACGGACCUGCCAAGAGAUGAGAUGGGCACGU